This is a messenger RNA of Mastomys coucha (southern multimammate mouse), 1364 nucleotides long. It is a transcript of the gene Tmod4, whose product is annotated as tropomodulin 4. Gene Ontology annotation, molecular function: tropomyosin binding. Bases 223 to 1260 code for a protein of 345 amino acids. The record is from RefSeq and is a predicted model, not a curated record. Gene Ontology annotation, biological process: myofibril assembly; pointed-end actin filament capping; muscle contraction. Gene Ontology annotation, cellular component: striated muscle thin filament; myofibril. Lineage: Eukaryota; Metazoa; Chordata; Mammalia; Rodentia; Muridae. The transcript has 10 exons.
GGCCAGAGCUAAAAUAAUAAAAUGCUGAGCUCACUGUUCCCCCACGCUCUCCCCCGGCACCAGACUCCUCCUGCUGACCGGACAGUGCCCCAGUAGAACAGACGGACCAACUGACAAGGGGAGGUGAGAGGUGACCACUGGGACUGUGUCCAUGUCCAACAACUUUUCCCAUAUCCCCCCAGGCUGUGAGUGUCACACCGUGGGGAGGGGGUAGGGGCCACCAUGUCAUCCUAUCAGAAGGAACUGGAGAAAUACAGAGACAUAGAUGAAGAUGAGAUCCUAAGGACCUUGAGCCCUGAGGAGCUAGAACAGCUGGACUGUGAGCUACAAGAAAUGGACCCUGAGAACAUGCUCCUGCCAGCUGGCCUGAGACAACGUGACCAGACGAAGAAGAGUCCAACAGGGCCACUGGACAGAGAUGCCCUACUGCAGUACCUGGAGCAACAGGCGCUAGAGGUCAAAGAGCGUGACGACUUGGUGCCCUACACUGGCGAGAAGAAGGGAAAACCCUUUAUUCAGCCUAAACGAGAAAUCCCAGCACAGGAACAGAUUACGCUGGAGCCUGAGCUGGAGGAAGCACUGUCCCAUGCUACGGAUGCUGAAAUGUGUGACAUUGCAGCCAUCCUGGGCAUGUACACACUGAUGAGCAACAAACAAUACUAUGAUGCGAUCUGCAGUGGAGAGAUCUGCAACACCGAAGGCAUUAGCAGUGUAGUACAGCCUGACAAGUAUAAACCAGUACCAGAUGAACCCCCAAAUCCCACAAACAUUGAGGAAAUGCUAAAGAGGGUACGAAGUAAUGACAAAGAAUUAGAGGAGGUGAACCUCAAUAAUAUCCAGGACAUCCCGAUACCUGUGCUAAGUGACUUGUGUGAAGCAAUGAAGACUAAUACCUAUGUCCGGAGCUUCAGUCUGGUGGCCACAAAGAGUGGUGACCCCAUCGCCAAUGCGGUCGCUGACAUGUUGCGUGAGAACCGAAGUCUGCAGAGCUUGAACAUUGAGUCCAACUUCAUCAGCAGCACAGGGCUCAUGGCUGUGCUGAAGGCAGUUCGGGAAAAUGCUACACUCACUGAGCUCCGUGUGGAUAACCAGCGCCAGUGGCCUGGUGAUGCGGUAGAGAUGGAGAUGGCCACCGUGCUAGAGCAGUGUCCGUCCAUUGUCCGCUUCGGAUACCACUUUACACAACAAGGACCACGAGCUCGGGCAGCCCAUGCCAUGACCCGGAAUAAUGAGCUACGUCGUCAGCAAAAGAAGAGAUAACACGACCCUUCCUUUUACCAACAAGAGAUGAGAGCCCGGGAUGGGACACAUAGCUCCUCAUCUCUCUCUCCUUUCCUGUAAAUAAAAUCCCUUUUGUUCACGCC